UCCUCCGGUCUUCCCUGACCUGUACCCAUGGAACCGGCGGUGCUGGCCUCGCACAACCUCCCACACCAUGAACCAAUCAGCUUCGGCAUUGAUCAGAUCCUGAGCUUCCCGGAGCCCCCCGGGAGCAACCUAGGCCAGGGUCGCACGGGCCAGGGCCACGGGGAAAGUGCGGCGUUCUCAGGUGGAUUUCAUGCAGCCUCAAGCUACGGCUCCUCAGGCUCCCUGGGCCCUCUACCCGGCAGCUCCGGCAUGGGCCCAGGCGGCGUGAUCCGCGUCCCCGCGCACCGCCCGCUGCCAGUGCCGCCGCCCGCGGGAGGCGCGCCCGCGGUGCCGGGCCCCUCGGGCUUGGGCGGCGCCGGGGGCCUAGCGGGACUCACCUUCCCUUGGAUGGACAGCGGACGCCGCUUUGCCAAGGACCGUCUCACUGCCGCGCUCUCCCCCUUCUCCGGGACGCGCCGCAUUGGCCACCCUUACCAAAACCGGACCCCCCCGAAGCGGAAGAAGCCGCGCACAUCCUUCUCCCGUUCGCAGGUGCUAGAGCUGGAGCGGCGCUUCCUGCGCCAGAAGUACCUGGCUUCGGCGGAGAGGGCGGCACUGGCCAAGGCCCUGCGCAUGACCGACGCUCAGGUCAAGACGUGGUUCCAGAACCGGCGCACCAAGUGGCGGCGUCAGACGGCGGAGGAGCGCGAGGCGGAGCGGCACCGCGCGGGCCGACUGCUCCUGCACCUGCAGCAGGACGCGCUACCGCGGCCGCUGCGGCCGCCGCUGCCCCCAGACCCACUGUGCCUGCACAACUCGUCACUCUUCGCGCUGCAGAACCUGCAGCCCUGGGCCGAGGACAACAAAGUGGCUUCGGUGUCCGGGCUUGCUUCGGUGGUGUGAGUUACGCCUGCCUGGCCGGCCGAGCGCUUUUUCGGCCCG
Molecule: messenger RNA, 921 nt
Organism: Pteronotus mesoamericanus
Lineage: Eukaryota; Metazoa; Chordata; Mammalia; Chiroptera; Mormoopidae
Gene: TLX2
Product: T cell leukemia homeobox 2
Exons: 3
Coding region: 28-882 (284 amino acids)
Biological process (GO): animal organ development; regulation of transcription by RNA polymerase II
Cellular component (GO): nucleus
Molecular function (GO): RNA polymerase II cis-regulatory region sequence-specific DNA binding; DNA-binding transcription factor activity, RNA polymerase II-specific
Source: RefSeq, a predicted model, not a curated record